Heteronotia binoei (common prickly gecko) is the source of this 2709-nucleotide messenger RNA. RefSeq names its product very-long-chain 3-oxoacyl-CoA reductase-like. Gene Ontology annotation, molecular function: oxidoreductase activity. The record is from RefSeq and is a predicted model, not a curated record. Gene Ontology annotation, cellular component: endoplasmic reticulum. The coding region runs from base 62 to 1063 and encodes 333 amino acids. The transcript has 11 exons. NCBI's taxonomy places the organism in Eukaryota, Metazoa, Chordata, Lepidosauria, Squamata, Gekkonidae.
CAGGUGGUUAGGAGCUAAGUAAGUUGCUUGAUCCUUUGUUGCAGCUAAAACAGGUGAAGAGAUGGCUCCCCUCAGCUUUUUCUCCCCGGAGCAGUUGCUGACUGGUUUGGGAGUUCUGAGCGUUCUCUGGCUCUCUCUGAAGGCUGCCUGGAGUUUAGCACAGGGGCUGAGGAUCCACGUGUUGUCUCAUGUGUGGAAAGGGGUAGAUUUGACUUCUUAUGGACCUUGGGCAGUGGUAACUGGAGCCACAAAUGGUAUUGGAAAAGCCUACGCCCAUGAGCUUGCUAGAAGAGGCCUCAACGUGGUCCUCAUCAGCCGUUCCCUGGAGAAACUGAAGCAGGUGGCCUCAGAAAUCGAGGAGCAGCACGGCCGAAGCACCAAGGUGAUCCAAGUAGAUUUCACCCAUGGCUCAGAAAUCUAUGAGUCAAUUCGAGCCGCUUUGCAGGGUCUGGAGGUUGGCAUUCUAGUGAACAAUGUUGGUUUUACACAGCCCGGGAUCAGGCGUUUUCUGGAUUUUGAUAACACUGACAAGUUUAUAGAUGAUGUGGUACGUUGCAACAUGUUUUCGGCCGUAAAGAUGACGCAGAUUGUCCUUCCUCGGAUGGUGGCUAGGAAGAAAGGAAUUAUCAUAAACCUGUCAUCCACAGCUGGCUUGCGUCCAUUUGCACUUCAAGUGAUGUACUCCUCAAGUAAGACAUUUGUUGAUUUCUUCUCACAAGCUUUAGACAUCGAAUACAAAUCCAAAGGCAUCAUUGUGCAGAGCAUCCUGCCUGCGUUUGUUGACACCCAGAUAAACGCUGAGGUGCCUAAAUUCUUCAAGACAUCACCGGAGUCCCUUUGUGUGGCAGGCUUGAACACUGUGGGUCUCACCAACAGAACCGCUGGCACUUUCAGCCAUGCUAUCCAGAGCAAUGUUCUAGAUAUGGUGUAUCCGGAAUGGACAUUUCCCCCACAGCUUCUGGUUGAGCCUCUCCUUCUUCUGCACAAAGUUCUUGAAGGGGAAGCAGAAAGGCCAAAGCACAGAGAGCAGCUCGGCCAGGGUCUGAAAACGAAUCCUAAAUGAAAACAGCAUGCACGGAACUCCCAAGCCUUCCUUUCAAGCUUCAGCUCUUGGACCAGGAUGCAGCCGGGCCAAGAAUUCUUGUUAAUCUCCAGGUUGCUUUUGGUAGAAGAGAUUAUUUAUAUAUAUAUAUAUAUAUUCCCUAAGGGCACACUGACUCUCCUUAUAUCUUCUGUUGCUUGGAUUCUGCUACAUUUUAAGCCUGUGGGGACUACUAUGGCGUCCCUUUUUAAAAUUACAGCGAGAAAGGGAAUUGAAUUGCUGACAAUACUGUCUUAUGUCAGCCCCCCCCCGCCCCACAAAGGCCACAAAUCCUCCCAGCCAGGGGAAUGUGAGAUUGUUAAACCCAAUAUGCUUCAGGAUCAUCAGAUAGUGGGGAGGCGAUGUCUGAUGGCACUCCAUUAUUCCCUAUGGAGACCUAUUUCCAUGGGGUAUAAUGGAGAAUUGAUCCGCGAGUAUCUGGGGCUCUGGGGGCUUGUUUUUUUAUGUAGAGGCACCAAAUUUUUAGAAUAACAUCCAGUGCCUCUCCCCAAAGUACAACCCAAGUUUCAAAAGGAUUGAAGCAGGGGGUCCAAAUCUAUGAGCCCCCCAAAAAGGCACCCCUGUCCUUCAUUAUUUACAAUGGAGGGAAGGAAUUUAAAAGGUGUGCAGUCCUCUUAAAUGUGAUGGCCAGAACUCCUUUUGGAGUUCAAUUAUGCUUGUCACAACCUUGUUCCUGGCCCCACACCCAAUGUCUCCUGGCUCCACCCCAGUGUCUCCUGGCUCCACCCCAAUGUCUCUUGGCUCCACCCCAAUGUCUCCUGGCUCCACCCCCUAAGUUCCCAGAUAUUUGUUGAAUUAGACUUGGCGACCCCAGGGCUUUUUUUGAGCAGGAAUGCAGUUCCGGCUGGCUUGGUGUCAGGAGGUGUGGCUUAAUAUGCUAAUGAAUUCUUGCCGGGCUCUUUCUACAAAAAAGCCCUAUGUGAAACAAUGGUGGCAUCAAGGGGUGUGGUCUAAUAUGCAAAUAAGUUCCUGUUGGGCUUUUUCUACCAAAAGAGCCCUGGGCGACCCUAUACCAAGCAUCCAGAAUUUGAAAUUGGCAAUGUCUAAGCCAGCCGAAUAUUCCCCAGGUCAAGUAUCUGUCCCUCAGUUUCUUCAAAUAAUUUAAAUCCUGUGUGUUGUUAGAGGCCUAAAUCCUUGGCACCCAUGGAAGGGCAACAGAGCCAAGGGUCCCACAACCUAUCCCCUUGUGUGCCAUGCUGACAGAAGAAUCAUCUGUUUGAAAGGUUCUUGUGAUUCAUUAGCCGCUUGAAGUUAUGUGGGGGGGGGACUUUUGUGGUACGCAGCAUUUUAUUUUUCCUUCCCCUCCCCCCAAAACAAUGUGCAGAAUUUUGUAAAAAAUCAAAGUUAGAGUCCAGUGGCACCUUUAAGACCAACAAAGUUGUAUUCAAGGUGUGAGCCUCUGUGUGCCAUGAAAGCUCAAAUCUUGAAUAAAACUUUGUUGGUCUUAACGGUGCCCUAUUACUUCAGUCCACCAAGGCUGCCCCUUUCAAUCAGAGUUUUGCAAAGUGCAUUUUCAUGUUCCUUCCAUUUCAUAAGCGUCUUUCAGCUCCUAAUGUGGGGAGAAAUUGAGAUGAAAUAGUCCAAAUAAAUUAAAUAAAUAUGUGGAA